Messenger RNA from Fonsecaea nubica, 2124 nucleotides. RefSeq lists its product as hypothetical. The transcript has 4 exons. The record is from RefSeq and is a predicted model, not a curated record. Gene Ontology annotation, biological process: protein targeting to vacuole; retrograde transport, endosome to Golgi. Gene Ontology annotation, molecular function: phosphatidylinositol-3-phosphate binding. The coding region runs from base 1 to 2124 and encodes 707 amino acids. Gene Ontology annotation, cellular component: endosome. Lineage: Eukaryota; Fungi; Ascomycota; Eurotiomycetes; Chaetothyriales; Herpotrichiellaceae.
AUGUCCCUGUUCGGUUCCUCGCCUACCGAAACUGCGCCGCUGAAUUCCAAGUCUCUCUUUGGCGACGAGCCUGUACAGAAACCUUCGACAUCGUCUCUCUUCGCCGAUGAUGGAGGUGACUCUCCAUGGUCAAUGCCUACUCCCAAGAAAUCGGCGCGACAAAACCUGGUCAAGAAUCUUCUCCCCGCGACCGACGUGCCGGAGAGCUACGUUGAUGCAUACGACGCCGUGUUACAUGCCAAUGAGAGGACUGGAGUUGGUAUUGGCUUAGCGGGCAUCAAGCGCCUUCUGGAGAGCAGCAACCUCAGUGAGCAGGAGCAAACAAAGAUCUUGAAUUUUGUGAUACCGGGAGGCCAGGAAAGUGCCAAUGGAGUCGGUAGGAGCGAGUUCAAUGUCUUGCUCGCUCUCAUCGGAUUAGGCCAAGAGGGAGAAGAAAUCACUCUCGAUGGCGUAGACGAACGGAGGAGAAAACUGCCUGAGCCCCGAAUUGGCUACUUGGAUGAACUACGGUCGCACAGCGCCCGACCGCAGCCGCCCUCCCCCCCAGCAGCCAGAGCGACUCCAAUCAGACCACAAAAGCCUCGAGAAGACUCGUUUGGGACCGACCCAACCUCAGACCCAUGGGCUAGUCCGUCAAACAACAGACUACCACCACCCUCCACUGCCGCUCACACCAUGUCUAUCAACGGGGCCUCUGUCGAGAGCGCUAAGAGCGUCCCGAAUGGCGUUACAAGAACAACGAGCGCUUUCACGACGGAAGGUAGCCCGGGCAGCAGUAACGGAAGUCCCACAAAUGAGCGUUCAUCCGAGAGUGCGGGCACUGGGUGGAACAGCUACAAUGGCAAUUCGGGAGGCUUCUCGGAACAACCCACCCUCGGCGGAGGAUUCGGAGACCCUGGAGAUAACCGGCAAUCGAAUCGACAAGACCCAGAGCCACGCAGUGCUAUCUCGCAAAGUAUCAGUCUACCAGCUGGGACGGGGGAGAGCGUCACGAUAACAACACUGCCAGAAAAGGAGGGAGUGUUCCUGUUUCAGCAUCGCAAUUAUGAAGUCAAGACCGCACGGAGAGGCAGCAGCGUUGUUAGGCGAUACAGUGACUUCGUUUGGUUGCUUGAUUGCUUGCAGAAACGCUAUCCUUUCAGGCGCUUACCCCUGUUACCUCCCAAACGGGUUCAAGUGAAUGGGGCUCAUCUCACUGCAGAUGCGACUGUCUUUUUGGAGAAACGUAGACGAGGGUUGGUCCGAUUCACCAACUCACUCGUGCAACAUCCGGUUUUGAGCCAGGAGACACUUGUGGUGAUGUUCUUGACAGUACCAACAGAGCUUGCAGUCUGGCGAAAACAAGCCACUAUAUCAGUUCAAGAAGAAUUUACUGGCAAGGUUUUGCCACCAAGUUUGGAAGACAGUCUCCCGUCUAAUCUUCCCGAACUUUUCGACCAAGUGCGGGCAGGAGUGCGGCGUUCGGCGGAGGUCUAUAUCAGCCUUUGCGUAUGGAUGGAACGGUUGGUCAAGCGCAACGAAGGACUUGCGUUGGACAGUUUGAAGUUCUCCAAUGCACUCUCUCAUCUCACCGAAUGCAGCAACGACACCUAUGCGAUUGAUCAGAAUGAUGUGCCGCUUCUCAAUGAGGGCAUUCAGUCCACGGCCAAACACCUUGCCACAACUCAGACAUUGCUCGAAGACGAAGCCAAAGCUUGGGACACAGGAGUUCUUGAGGAUCUCAAAUCGAUUCGCGACAAUUUCGUGUCUAUGCGGGAUCUGUUUGAUCGACGAGAUCGAUAUGCGAGAGACAACAUUCCCCAACUUGAGCGGCGUAUCGAAGCAUCCGAAAAUAAAUUGCAGCAGUUACGGCAAAAACCACCGGGACAAGUGAAGCCAGGAGAGAUCGAAAAGGUGGAAAGCAGCAUCAUGUCCGAUAAGGAAAGUAUAGUACAGCAACAUGCCCGCGGUGUCUUCAUCAAGGAAUGUGUGCGGGACGAGAUUGUGACAUUCCAGACGACCAUCUACGCCAUCAGCCGUAUGCAUCAAGACUGGAGUCAAGAGCGGGUCAAGUAUGCAGAACUACAGGCCAGCAAUUGGCGCAGCUUGGUCGACCAGGUGGAAAGCAUGCCGGUUGGAGAAUGA